Paramecium sonneborni is the source of this 1772-nucleotide messenger RNA. Lineage: Eukaryota; Ciliophora; Oligohymenophorea; Peniculida; Parameciidae. The record is from the annotation of a GenBank genome assembly.
AUGAUGGAUUCAUAAUAGAGAAUGAGAUUUGCGACGAUAAAAAUAAUAUUUAAUUUGAUGGUUGUUAUAAAUGUUAUGAAAGUUGUUAAUUAGAAUGUUUAACUUGUAUAAAUUCAUAAUGUUAUGUGUGUUAAGAUGGAUGGAUUCUCUUAGAUAACAAAUGUUUUUAAAAGUGUGGAGAUAAUCGAAUUGCUAGGCUAUCUUCUGAAUAAUGUGAUGAUGGCAACUAUGAACCUAAUGAUGGGUGUUAUGAUUGCAGAUUUGAAUGUGAUUAGAAUUGCUUUUCAUGUGCUACUAAGGACUUUUGUUUUUCAUGUCUAGAUUAUUUUCAAUAGAUAAAUGGUAAAUGUGUACCUAUUUGUGGUGAUGGAUAUGUGGUACCCGGUUUAGAGGAAUGUGACGAUAAAAAUGAAACCCAGUUUGACGGGUGUUAUUAAUGUUAGUUUUAAUGUGAUGAAAAAUGUGAUAAAUGUAAUUAGGGAAAUUGUAUUGAAUGUUAGAGAGGGUAUGAAACAGAUGAUAAUAAAAAAUGUUUAGCUAACAAGGAAGGAUAAGUGGAAGAUGAAGAAAGAUUAUAAUAUUCUGAUAAAUAAUUUAUAUGUGGAGAUACAAUAAGGCAAUAAAAUGAAGGGUGUGAUGAUGGAAACGAGUAAAAUUAUGAUGGGUGUUCGUAAAUGUGCUAAAUUGAAGAUAAUUGGUAAUGUAAUGAAGAUAUACCAAAUAAAUGCUAUCGUAUUACAUAAAUUUUACUAACAUAUCUCAACCAAACAUAAGAUAAAUAAUAUGUAUAUUUAACUUUUAGUCAAAAAGUUAAAUGGACGGGAGCUUCAUCAAAUUUUACUCAAGCCAUCUUAACUAAAAUAGAAGGAGUAGAAAAUAAAAUAUUUAUUACUUCAGUAAUUGAAAUUGACAAAGAAAUACCUAAUGAUCCAGUUUAUUAAUUUGAAAUCUAAAUUUUAAGUUCUAAAUCUACUUCACCAAUCUUGGUUGCCAGUAUUUAGGACGGUGUAAUAGAUGAGCAUGAUUUUAAUUUAGGUUUGGUCUCAUAAGAGUUACAACUCACAAUAUUAUCUAAUUCUCAAAUAAAUGCUGCAAAAAAAUUUUAAACUUUGGGAAAUUACCUUAUGAUUGGGUUAGGAUGUAAAAGUGCUUUAAUGUUACUACUAGGGGAUCCCUAAUCAAGCCUAGAAAUUUUUGACACACUCUAAUUUUAAUCUUAUUUGCGGUUUAUAAAUAUUCAAUUUCCAUAAAACAUACAAAUUUAUUUUGAAUCUUCUGAUUCUGUAACAGUAACACCUGUUUUAAUUAAAUUGAACAUAUUCGACUUUUUUAAUAAUUUAAUUGGAAAUGAACAUUUGGACAGCAUAGGUAAAUUAUAAGAAUAUAAACUUAAUGCAGACUUGUUAACUAACAUCUACGGAUUCAUGACUUAAAUAAUCUUAUUUUUUGGACUAUUCAUAUUACUUAUUGUUUAUAAGAAACUCUUCUUUAAUUAUUGUUUUUCAAUCAAACAUAUUUAUUAUGUUAGAUUAGCUAAAUCCUCAUUUGUUGAAUCAAUAGCCAUUAAAUUCUAUAAGUUAAAUAAGAAAUUUUUACAUUUAAGAAAUCUUUACACAAAAUAAGGAUUGCUACAAUUAUUUUAUGCAAACAGUUGGGACUUACUUUUUAAAGUGAUUAAGGCUUAACCUUUUUCUAUUGCAUCAUUAUAAUAAUUUUAUUUAUAUUUUGAUUAGCUUCAUCUUUAAUACAAAGGUAUAAAAUUCCAAAAAUGA